This is a messenger RNA of Ostrea edulis (European flat oyster), 4608 nucleotides long. RefSeq lists its product as uncharacterized. The record is from RefSeq and is a predicted model, not a curated record. The transcript is spliced from 2 exons. Lineage: Eukaryota; Metazoa; Mollusca; Bivalvia; Ostreida; Ostreidae. The coding region runs from base 125 to 1627 and encodes 500 amino acids.
CAAAACACAAGCGAAAGUUAAAAUCUUCAAUUUCAAAGGUACCGUAACAGUAACCGUAUAUAUUCAACAAGGUUUUAGCCUUUUUUCAAAAGCAAGUCAUCCAGAAGUCAUUUUAUUCAACAAGAUGUAUAGACCAUAUUACAAUAGGCAACAUCAAAGGACUUGUUCAACCUAUGAAGACAAUGAAAUUUAUCAAUCACAGAGAAGAUUGUAUUCACUUUUCGAAUCUAGUGCAUCCCAAAGGGUCCAGCGAGUACUUCAUAAGAACCAUCAGUUCACGCAUCCUUGGAGUCCUUUUGACCGAUGGGAAAGACAGGCAUUGCCAGUUUUGUUACCUUCUUGCAGCAAUAUAACCGAGGUUGUGUAUCCAGAACCGUCAACAGAUCGUAGUAGUAUUACAGCAACACUCUCUAGAGAGGAAGAGGAAGGUGGUGAAGUUUUCACAUGUCCAGAGAUGGAGGUGAAUAAUUCAGUCAUGUCAGGUAAUGAAUAUCCAGCAAAAGAGGAUUUAUCAGAUCCGAGAAAUGAUAGCGGGUUUGGAUCUACAUCCGACACUCCAUCAACAUCAAGAGCACCAGAUUUCAUUCGCUUAGACAGCAAGGAGAUCUCUCAAAAUGAAAAAUUUACCUUAAAUUCAAAGAGACAACACAUCACAUCCAUUGAUGGUGAAAAGUCGGGGCCCAUAUAUAUAUCUGAUGACGAGAAAAGCUCUGCUGUGGACAGUGACUCUGAUGAUCCAGACAUGAAUCAUUCCGAGUGUAAAGGAGACGGAAAUUCUACACCAAGUUCAGAGUCCAGUGGCACGGAUUCAGCAGACGUCGCUAACCAAACUCUAGUGACGAGUAUGGAAAGACUUAAAAAUCAGAAACAUUUUUUCAAGUGUGACUAUUGUGACUUUAAAGCACUCAACAAAGGGAAAAUGAAGACCCAUUUUGGAAUUACUGGGCACUCAUUUGCAGCAGACAUAAUGGGAUUUUUUGAAAAUGAAACAUAUCACUGCAAGUCUAUCAUUGAACCAGUUGCUAUACAUUUGUUUGCAAAUAAGAAGAACAUGGGCAAUUUGACUGACUUGGUUAUCAUGUGUCCUAUAUGUUUCAGCCAUUUCCCCUCAAUGUACAAGUGUAACAAUCACGCCUUAAGGAACCACGGUGAAAACGUAUACGGUGUAGGAAAAGUGGUGGGUCGACAUGUGAUCUCUCUACCCGUGGGUCUUAGAUGUCUUUGUGGUCAACAGUGUAGGGAAGAAUCACAGAUCAGGAAACAUCUAAACACCUGCAAGAAUUUCCAAAUAAUGCCAGAGCCAAACAUUUCCUAUCUGUAUGUCUGCCCAUUUUGCAUACAGUUUUUUGGUGAUAUUCACGGAUUUCAUGUUCACAUUCAGACUGAAACAAAUAAAUACAAUCUGCGUCAAAAUGUAAUGGUCACCAUCAUCCAUGUCCGCCACCCCACUGUCAGUAGAGCAAUGCUUCCAUACGCCUGUGGUCCCACACUGCAGGAUACCUCAGUAACGCGAGUGAUUUCUCGUCAACAGAAAAAAAAAGCCAUGAAAGAGUGGAGGAAAAACAAGAACAAUACUUUGGGUUCGUAUUAUCAGAUGAACCACAAUAAAAAAUCAGAGAAUGAGUGAAUCCUGUAUCAUCUGAUGAACAAAGAUAACCCCAAAAAAAUCAGAGAAUCCGUGAAUCCUGUUUCAUCAGUUGAACCGAGAUAAAAGAUCAAAGAAUCAGUGAAUUGUGUAUCAUCUGAUGAACAAAGAUAGCAGAGAAUUGUGAAUUUUGUUCCAUCAGUUAAACCAAGAUAAAAAACCAGAGAAUCAUCAUGAUCAUUGAAUUAUUCUUUUAAAAUAUUGAAAUAAUUUAUGUAUUGUUUUCAAGAAAUAAGUAUUUAUAUGAUUUUAUGAUUGUUGACAACACAUGCAAACAAUAAUUGUGUGAUACAAUACAUGUAUUUCCAGUCAACGACCGGUUCAGUAUAGAAUUCAGUAAAUACAUGUAUAAUUAAUAAGUAAGCAUACAUGUAAUAAAUAGAAAAUGUGACAUACAUGUAUAUCAUACACGUAUAUAAUGUAUAAGUUUUGUAGAUUACAACUGUCUGUAUAACAUCACUGUAACAGAUACCAUCUGACAGGAGUUAUCAGCACUUGUGUGUGUAUGGGUGGGUGUGUAUACAAACACAAAUACACUUUGCAUGCACAGAGAUGCAAUUAUGCAUGUAUACCUGUAUUUUAAUAUCAUAAAAACCAUUUAGUCCCAAAUUUGCAUGUGCCUAAUUACUUUGUAACUUUGAAACUUGUCAGGGGGAAAAAAUUAACAAAAAUUAUUAGUGGCUGGUGGAGCAACCAUAUAAUAAUUGUCCUCGUGACUAGUGAAUAUGAGCUAAUAUUCUUUUUUAUUUCUGAAGUUGGAUGUACAUUGUACUUGCAUAUAUAAAAUAUAUGUAGAAGUGACACUAAAGACUGGUGAGAGAAAGGGACAUCAUACUCCCCUUUUGUUUGGGUUUGUUGGCCUUUUGCUACAUGUAUGUCUGUUGUCUACCCAGAUAUACUACCCAGUUUGAAAUAUAAAUACCUGCUAAUACAAUGAUACUCCACCACAACAAUACACUAAUUUUCUUAAGUACAUCUCGUUGCUUUUUAUACGUCCAUCUAUAGACAGAACAGCAAUGUCUGUACAACCCUCCAUUCAAGGGUUUUCUCUUUUCAUUUCUCUGUCGCAUAUCAAGCUGAAACUUGCUGUGUAGCUUCAUUGUGGGUCACUCUAAAUCAUGUUGCAAUUUCGAUUCUUUGAAUUCUCUUGCAAGAGGUUUGCUACUUUUUAAAAAAAAAAAUUAAUGUUAACAGUAUAUGGAGGGUAUAUGCUUUGUUUAAUCCCUGCCACAGUUUUCAAGUGGUCCUCACUGUACAGAGUGAUUGUAUGGGUAUUGAAGAUGUGCAUGUGGCAAGGAUUUUUAUUUUCUUCAAUUUUUGAGAAAAUUGCAGGUUGUUAAACUUAGUCAUUUUUGAAAGAAAUAUUUAAUUUAAACAAUAUUUUAUUAUGUAUUGGACAAAAGGCAUUGCCUUCAUAAGCCUUCUCCAUACAAGUACAUAGUCAAGGUCAUACAGAUAGAGAAAUGUUUGAUUACAUUUAUUAUAUUACAUAGAGUAAUGAUUUAUCUUAACCCCUCCAACAAUUUUCAAAUGAGGAACUUCUUAUUUCACAGAAUAUUUGUAUAGGUAUUGAAGAUGUGUAUGUGGAAAGAUUUUAAUUUCUUCAAUUUUUGAGAAAUUACAGGUUGUUGGACUUGUUUAGUUUAGAGGAAAUAUUACAAAGUAAGUACAUGGUUUGUCCAUUUGACUCCAUUCAGAGUUUUUACAUGUAGGUUAAAGCCUUUUAAACAGUUUGAAGAUGUAUAUAUUGCAAGGAUUUUGAUUUCCAACAAUUUUCUUUGAUGUUAAAAAAAUGUAGAAGUUGUUGAAUUGAGUCAAUUUUGGGAAAGUAUUUUACACAUAGAUUGCCCAUUCCUUCAGUCACUUGCUGUAAGCCAGCCAUGUCUGUACCUGUGGUUCAAGAUAAAACUUCAUACAUGUAUAUUUUAUUAUACCUCUCAUGAUCCAAUAUUUGUGGCAUGUGGAUUUUCUUGUCUAUUUCUGACCUAUCUAUUUGCAAGUUUAAACUUGGUCUUAACUGUGGAACUCGGAAGUUAUCAUGAACUGAAAGGUCAAGAUCAAACAAUAUACUAUUUAUAGUUAAAGUUAUGAAUUGAACAAGGCUCAACUGGAAUAGGAGGGGGGGGGGGGUCUUUUACAACACAGACUGAUAUAGGAACUGUGUCCACAGCACAUAGAGUGGUGAACACCUAAUACAUUAAUCAAUAUAGGACUCUCUCCUCUCUCUCUCUCACUAGAUAUAGAUAUAUAGUAGUAUGGUUUAUUCCAAAGUAGGAUCUAAACAGGCAUAACAUUGAACCUGUUUUAAAUCACAAAAUACAAUAUAGGAUUGAGUUAUUUAAUGUGUUCAGAUAAAUGCAGUUGACAUACUCAUCACAAACAUCAGAUAUGCAGACUCAGCAGAACAGACGCUCCAUAUGUAAUGCAAUAUGCAUGUAUUGUCUUGUUAAAUUACGGAUGGUAGAAAGAGAUGGUGCUACAGGACAAUUGAUUCAGUCAUGAAAUGUCCUCUUCCAACAAAAGACACCAUAUUAUACUAACACAGUAUUAAAAAAAACUAACUGGGUCAGUGUAAAAACAUUUCCAUUCUAACAUUUGUCAGCACCUGAAUAAAAUUGUUUGUAAAUAAUAAUCUGAUGCAGAUAGUAGUGAGUGUGCUCAUUGUAAAGUAAUUCUGAUUAGUUUGUCGUUGAGAUAGGGAUGAAUUAUUGAGCAAUGUAUUUGUUAGGUUUUUAGCUUAUCUGGAAUCAUCUGAAACUUACAAGUGAUGCUGUGGAUUGCAACGACAACUAGAAUAAAAGGCACAUAGGCCACACCACACACACCAUAUCACAGUUACAUUAUCGUGUUUAUAACGAGUAUUUUACAAAGCAAACUUCAGGUGUACAAAAUCUUGGAAAUAAUAUUGUUGUGAGAGAAUGUAUGUUUCAGCUGAUUGUAUAUUAAAGUCAGAGUUCUUCCAA